Messenger RNA from Triticum aestivum (bread wheat), 1615 nucleotides. Its product is annotated as 26S proteasome non-ATPase regulatory subunit 10. Gene Ontology annotation, molecular function: protein binding. Bases 10 to 930 code for a protein of 306 amino acids. The record is from RefSeq and is a predicted model, not a curated record. Lineage: Eukaryota; Viridiplantae; Streptophyta; Magnoliopsida; Poales; Poaceae. The transcript has 7 exons.
GUAGAUGGCAUGGGCGAGGAUGACAGGGAGUCGCUUGCCUCCGUGAGGCUCAGGGACGUUGGGGCAUUGCAUGCCGCAGCAUCCAAGGGUGAUGUGGGGAUCUGCAAGUACUUGGUGGAGGAGCUUGGAUUUGAUGUCGACUCCGAGGCUGCUAAUCCUGGCUCUGGUGCGACGCCUUUGUCUUUUGCGGUGGGGCAUGGGGAAGUGAAUGCCACAAGGUAUUUUCUUGAAAAAGGUGCUGAUCCCAACAUAAAAGAUUCCUCCAACGGCACGACUCCUCUGCAUGAAGCAGUAGCAACAGGCUGUGAUGAAAUUGCACGACUGCUGCUAUCGAAAGGAGCUAAUGUUGAUGCACCUUCUCCUCAUGGGACGCCUCUAGUUGCCGCUGCAGCUCAUGGGAAGUUCAGUGCUAUGAAGAUUUUGCUGGAGCACCAUGCAGAUCCGAACAAAGUCUCAUGGGACCUUGGUACACCCUUGACCACAGCACUCUAUGUUACUCCUGAAAGAAUGAAUGAAUCCACUUGCUUAGAGUGCAUGAAACUUCUUGUCAAGGCUGGUGCGGACGUCAAUUGUACAACUCCUGAAACUCCAUUGGCGAUAGCAACUAACAAUGGCUUAACCACAUGCGUUAAAUACUUGUUGGAGGUUGGCGCAAAUAUCAAUGUUCCAGCUAAGCAGGUUAAGAAAGGUGACAAUGAUAGCAAAGCUUCACUGAAAUCAAGCGGUGCAAAAGCUGCUGAAGGGAAGAACUAUGUCGCUGCAUCAAAAUUCUAUUCCGAGGACAAGUCAAGUGACAAAGAUAGGAAGGCUCGGCUGAAAUCACAAGGUGCAAAAGCAGUUGAGGGCAAGGACUAUGCCGCGGCAUCAAAAUUCUAUACUGAAAAACCAUCGGAAGACACUUCUAUUUCUGUAUUGCUAAUGUAUCAUUAACUAGUUGACAUUAGCUGGGAACUGAUUUUUAAACAUCCUUCCUAACUUACAUGUCUGCGCCAUGUACUUACUAGUUUCACACAGCUAGGUUACAGCUUAAUUAGGAUUUAGGAAUCAGAAGUUGGGAGUGAUUUUUCCCGCAAACAGAAAAUAACUGAAAUUCUCCGAAUUGGAUUUCAUACUCCACCAAAGGGAAACAGUCAUGGUUGAUUUAUCUGUUUUGACUUAAUUUUUAUUUUUCGUAAGUGCGUAAAUCAUUAUUUCUUCAAAUAAAUUUGGAUAACAUUUAUAACUGAUAAAAUCUCUUUCUUUUGUGCAACACAUUCUAUCUGACGCUUUUAACUGGUUUAGUGAGCUGUUUCCGUUUGAUUUCUGAACUAGGUUCAGUUCUAAAACUGUAACCGUGCCACUUAGGUUUCCGAUCACACGCUAGUUUAGCUUCACUUAUCGUACUAGGUUCUUGUUUCAUUCAGGAAUAAACAGGCUGUGCUUCGUGGUCUUUUAACAUUUGGUUUGGUGCAGGCAAUCAAGCUGGAUCCGGCUGACGCGGUGUUGUAUUCGAACAGGAGCCUGUGCCAUCUGAAGUGUGGUGAAGCACAUGCCGCUUUGGUUGAUGCCAAUGCUUGCAUAAGUCUGAACCCUAAGUUUCCUAAAGGUUACUACCGGAAAGGAGCCGCCCUCAUGU